Thunnus maccoyii (southern bluefin tuna) is the source of this 3732-nucleotide messenger RNA. RefSeq names its product carbonic anhydrase XII (gene ca12). The record is from RefSeq and is a predicted model, not a curated record. NCBI's taxonomy places the organism in Eukaryota, Metazoa, Chordata, Actinopteri, Scombriformes, Scombridae. Gene Ontology annotation, molecular function: carbonate dehydratase activity; zinc ion binding. The coding region runs from base 223 to 1728 and encodes 501 amino acids. The transcript is spliced from 10 exons. Gene Ontology annotation, cellular component: plasma membrane.
GGAAGGAGUACCAUUAGGGAACCUGGAGGAAUCGAUCGUAAAGCUCACGUUUGAGUUCAGAUGAGGGCACUCCAUCAGUUUGCAAUUUGCAAGCUACAAUGAAGCUGACAACAUGAGUAUAAAAGCCGGUUUAAAAGGCUGGCGCUCUGGUGCUCCAAGUGGCUGCUCUGCACCGAGUGAACAUCAAGCUAUCUCACACGAGGGAGGGCUGAGAGAAUCAAGAUGCUGUUUCUGAGCUCCAUAUCCAUCGUUUUGCUGCAACUGACUUUGUUCAACGUGCUGCAUGGUGCCAAGUGGACAUACACUGGGCCACUGGGAGAGCACCAAUGGUCCAAAAAUUAUCCAUAUUGUGGUGGAGCUUUCCAGUCUCCAAUAGACAUCAAGUCAGAGCUCAUGAGGUUUGACCCAACUUUACGUCCAAUUGAGGUUCACGGCUACAAUUUGUCACGCAACGAGCAGCUCACUCUUGGAAAUAACGGACAUUCUGUGCAAAUAUCACUGCCCUCCAAGAUGCACAUCUCUAGCUUCCCUCAUCGUUACACUGCAGCUCAACUCCAUUUCCAUUGGGGCUCCUUUAACAGGCCUGCAGGCUCUGAACACAUGGUGAACAGUAAGCAGUAUGCAGCAGAGAUGCAUGUGGUACACUUCAAUUCAGACAAGUACCCCAAUAUGUCCAUGGCUGUAGACAAAUCGGAUGGCCUGGCUGUGCUGGGUGUCCUGAUUGAGGUUGGGCAGUUCAAUCCGGCCUUUGAACAGUUUCUAAAGUUCAUCAACGGCAUCAAAUACAGAGAUCAGAAAGUACAGGUGCCUGGUUUCAACAUCAGAUCUCUCCUGCCUGCACGUUUGGAUGAGUAUUAUCGCUAUGAUGGGUCACUGACGACUCCUCCGUGCUAUCCAAGUGUACUGUGGACAGUGUUCAGGAAUCACGUGACAAUUUCUCGCAAACAGUUUCUGUCCCUGGCAACAGCCCUCUACUCCUCCCAUGCCCAGGACUCAGCCCCUGUGCCUCUGAGUGGCAACUAUAGAAAACCACAGCUCGCCGACACCCGGGUCGUCCUGGUGUCUUUUAAGGAGGGCAGAGGACUGCAUGGUUCUCUUACAUACACUUCUUCAUUCAAGCGGAAGAGAAUCAUUCAGCAGCUGCUGGUAGGUGACCUCGCAGACCUAGCUGAUGAAGGCCUCUACAAGCUCCUACCAAGUGGCUCAGAGAAGCUCUAUGCUGGCAGGAAGAAAUACCCCAAGAACCAAAAGAGUGGGACUCUGGCCAAAUCCAAGCAACAAACGCUGCAUCCAUCACUGAGAAAGAAGAGCCAACCAACCAACCGCUCUGUGGGAAAGUUAGGGCUGGGUGAAAAUGAACUGUGCUACGUCUCGCUGGAACAGAGAGUUUUCCAUCAACUCAGACAAUCCCACCGUGAGAACCAGCUGGUUCAGGCUCUCAGAGAUGCCGUUUUCCCUGAGCUCAACCUCAGGAGUUACCUGAACUGUAAGUCAGACCUGGCCCUCCCCACUAUCAGACAUAUUCUGCGUGGACGGCCAACAGAUGAGGCUUUUGAGUUAGAUCGCUCUCUGACAAAAGCUUUGAUGAAUCCGAAGAAGACCACAGCAAUCAAACAAAGUGUGCCAAAGACAAACUACGGCAGUCUGUCCCCUGCUACUGUUCCCAGGAAACCACACAGCCAUGGUUAUCCACAUCCUUGGCUUUUGCCAAUGGAAUGGGAAGACUAGAGAGAUUCCGGACUUAGUUGAGACUCACAUUAUGUCACUUUCUGUAGCAGACAUCAGUCGUGGGUCCCACAAUGAAAGACUUUUUAAGCCAUGCCCUGCAUUCAUCUGACCAAUCUGUCAUCUUCUGAUGAUUUUUUCUUACAAACGUAUUUAAUAUUAAAUUAUUCUUUUCUGUAUGUGCACACAAUCACAAUAUCCUUUUAAUCAGAAAUAACACUGUAUGCAUGUAUGACUUACAGUAGUUUUCACGAACCCGCUCUGCAUAACCAGUCAUCACCCGUAUUUUGCUCAGUACUGUAAAAUAUGAAUGUUUGUUUUAAAUUUAUGUCUUGACAAUCUGCAAAAAUGAGAAAUGUAUACCUUUUCACAUAUGAGCUUUACAUCUGUUGGCAUAAUAUUGCCUUGCUGGAUAAUGCUUUAAAAUAAACUACAAUAAAGCACAAAUCUCAUGUUUGUAAAUCUAUAUACAUCAAACCACAUGUACAGUAAAUAUCCACAAACUGCCUGGCAAAGAAUAUUCAUAGUAUUAUACUGUAUGCCAAGUUCAGUUCUAUAGUAUGGUAAUUGUAGAGCUAUACACGUAAUUAUUGUCUUGCACAAUAUAGAGAUGCAGCUAAACCAAAAGAAUUUGCACAAGCUUCACCAUUUUCUCUUAAAAUUUGUGCUUCUGGUCAAAAUGCUAUUUACAAUUAGUAAGAAAAACAUACUAAAAAUACAGAACUAUUUUCAAUUAAAGCAGUGCACAUGAAGCAUACAUGUCAGAUUUCUUUCCCACUGAAUUGAACUCUCACUCUUAACUAUUUUUUAAAAUUUAAAAUGUAUUUGACCCCUCUCCUUAGUCCUUUUCUGCAGCAAGACGAAAGAAAAACUUUUAUAUCUUUAUAGUCAAAAGUUUUGAGCUGCACAUUUGUAAACAGAGGCUGAGGUCAGUGUAGAAAAAAGUGUCUUCCUAUGCUUUGUCAGGUUUGAGAUUACUGUGUUCAUCUGAGUUUCGUUCUUUUGUAUCAAGUGGGAAAGAGAAGUGUAUUGUGCUGUUUCUUACACUUGUGUCAAUGUCCAGAACCCCUGAACUCCAGGAAUUUGAGAAGUAAAGCAAGGUUCAGGAAACCAAUGAUGCUAAACUGACAAUAUCCACAGUGAUUUCAAUCAUAUAGAAAAUAUUUUUUAAGUUUUGGUUGGUAUAUUUCAUUUCAUAUUGGUAUAUUUCAUGUAAAGGCUCCAUCAUCACAUGCAGUAACUUCGUGUUAUAUCACAUGAUUUGUAGAGCUGCACAAUUAAUCAAUCAGUCGAUCAAAAGUAAAUUAGUCUAUUAUUUUGAUAAUUGAUUGUUUUAACAUUUUCUGGUUCUAUAUUCUGAAAUAUGAGGAUUUCCUUAUGUUUUUUUUAUCAUAUAUGAUAGUAAAUUAAACAUUUUUUGGUUUAUUUUAUCCGACUGUUGGUCAGGGACACCACUUUGGGCUCUGGGAAGUUGUGAUGGUUUUGUGAUGAUCGUUUUUCACUUCUUUUGGACUCUUUUUAUAGACUAAACAAUUAAUCGAUUAAUGAAAAAUAAUCAUUAGUUGCAGCCCUAAGGAUUUGUGUAAUGAUUUUAUUCAUUAAGACUUAUGUCAGCCUCUCUGGGUAAGUACAGUAAUUCUUCAAGUUAAAAGGUUGGUGUAAAACUGGUUAAGAGACAGCUCUCUCUCUCUCUCUCUCUCUCUCUCUCUCUCUCUCUCUGUGUGUGUGUGUGUGUGUGUGUGUGUGUGUGUGUGUGUGUGUGCGCACAUCUAUGUUUGUGGCUGAGAUGUUCUUACUGACAUCAAGUUCAAGCAAACAGGAUAGACUGAACAAGAGCAGAAUGUUGAGAUUAAAUGAAAUUCAAACUUUUCAGCAUUUUUUUUAAAAUCUUUGUUUCAUCUGUCAUGUGUUCCCUUAACACUUUAACUAUUCUUUCUUGGAUGGUACAAUACCUAAGAGGUUUUUUUCUCUAUAUAGUUCAUUCAUUUUCUCUCUUUUUUCUGUGUU